Messenger RNA from Xylaria bambusicola, 1449 nucleotides. RefSeq names its product RNA polymerase II-associated. Lineage: Eukaryota; Fungi; Ascomycota; Sordariomycetes; Xylariales; Xylariaceae. The coding region runs from base 1 to 1449 and encodes 482 amino acids. Gene Ontology annotation, molecular function: chromatin binding; RNA polymerase II complex binding. The record is from RefSeq and is a predicted model, not a curated record. The transcript has 2 exons. Gene Ontology annotation, cellular component: Cdc73/Paf1 complex. Gene Ontology annotation, biological process: transcription elongation by RNA polymerase II.
AUGGCUUCAUCGUCACGUAGCGGAGGCGAGCAUCGCCCUGUUCAUCAGGAUUAUGUCGCCCGCAUCCGCUACUCCAAUGCACUCCCACCACCUCCAAACCCUCCGAAGCUUCUCGAUAUCCCGAAUACCGGUCUUGCUAGCGGCCAAUAUACUGCCCCCGGUUUUGCAUCGAGAUUGGCCAGGGAACAGCCACUAAAUAUUGAGGCAGAUGCAGAGCUGGCAAUGCCAUUGGACUUAAUAGGAAUGCCCGGCAUCUUUGACGGCGACGAGAGCUCAAUACAAGCAUCUUCAAAAACACCAUCGGUCCACUCCCUUCAUCCUCAGGAUCGCAUGCUGCUACGGCCGUUGCAGACUCUUGGCAAGCCAAAAGCAGCAGACGCUGCUGUUUCUUUCCUCCGCCGCACGGAGUACAUCUCAUCAGUCACAGCUAAGAGCAAGCAUGAAGCCGGUCCACUGCGCUCUCUUAAUCCUUCAGCCCUGAGGCGAGCAACUAAGAGACCAUCGCCCGAACCAGAUAAGGAUUCCCCAGCUUAUGUCAAAAGAAAGAUUGACCAGAGCUUCUCUGUUGCCGCUACGAAUUUGAAGGACAAGAGCCGCGUCAGGCACCCUACAAAACGCAAUCUUAAGCUUGUAGACAGCUACCCCAUGAUUCCUGACCUAGAAGCAUUUCCAGAUUAUGGCGGUUACUUUACAAUCAAGUUCACCAAUAAUCCGGUCCCUGCCUCUGGAGUUUAUGAUAAGCGCUUGUUAAAUGCUGUCAUUAAACCAGGCACACUGCCUGAGGAGGUGGAAACAACAUUCAAGCUUGCCAAACAAGCGCAUGAGAGAGACCCUGAAAACAAUCCAAAGCCCACCAAUCCCCAGACUUAUAACUACUUCCUUAGCGACACUCUCGAGACAUCAGAGAAGUUCAACGAGCGGUUUGAUUUACUAAACCCAGAGCGCGACAAUGAUGAAUGGUACACGAGCAAAAAUAGCGAUGGACACGGCUGCUUCCAAUUCCGGUUCGUCAGAACGUAUGAAACCAAGGAUGAAGUCGAGCUUGACAACGCCACUAAGUAUGACGAAGAAUUACUGGUUGCUUUCAAUGACGAUGAAAUGCUUGACCAGAAGGCCGCCUACUAUUCGCCCGUGAUGCACCGUGUGGUCAUGAGGCCACAGCGCUCCAAGACCAUCUAUCGAAACGCCGGGCUCGCUGAGGACGUUGAAGAGAUUCCUGAUCGGCUUGCCGUCACUGUCAAUGAUUAUGACGAAAAGACUCGGAGUAUCAUGGAUAAGUGGAAGACAGACCCUUACAGAGACCCUUUCCCGAGCGAACAGGCUGAUGGAGAAGACGAGGAUGAGAAGCCCGAACAGCAGGAAGAAGCUGCUAAUGGCCACAGCGAUGGAGAGGCUGCCCAACAGAACUCGGACGAAGAUCAGGAUGCCGAGGGGGAUGAAGAAGAGUGA